AUGGAGGAAGACGACAACUUGCUCUACUCGUCUUCAGCAGACUCUGACACAUGUGAUGAUGAGUUACCACCUCACUUACCAUCCGUGAUCUCCUCAAAGCGCUUCUUCUUCUCUUCACCAAGCCAAUCCAACUCCAUCAUUGAUCAGCAUGUAAUUGAGGGAGGAGUGGGAGUCACCAAGCACUCCCUCGACCCCUACAUGGAUUUCCGGCGUUCCAUGCAGGAAAUGGUUCAUUCCAGGGACACACAAGACUGCGAGUAUCUGCAGCAGCUUCUAUUGUGCUACCUUUCUCUCAACCACCCACAUACUCAUAACUACAUCCUCGCUGCCUUCGCUGACCUCCUCCUUCACCUCUUCUCCUCUGACCACCAUCACCACGCCAGCAACCACUCCUCUUCAGGGCCUUUAAUUUCCUCUCAUAAUAAUAAUAAUAAUAAUAAUAUUUAA
Messenger RNA from Arachis duranensis, 447 nucleotides. RefSeq names its product transcription repressor OFP12-like. The record is from RefSeq and is a predicted model, not a curated record. Bases 1 to 447 code for a protein of 148 amino acids. The transcript has a single exon. NCBI's taxonomy places the organism in Eukaryota, Viridiplantae, Streptophyta, Magnoliopsida, Fabales, Fabaceae. Gene Ontology annotation, biological process: negative regulation of DNA-templated transcription.